UAUAUGCUAGGAAGUUUUGGACUCGGCUAUUCAAUCAAGCAAAACAACACCAAACAAAAACAUGACCAAUCUCUUACAUCUUUUCCUCCUCCUCCUCCUCCGCUCCGGCUUCAGCUCGGGUGGCCCUCUCUACCAUACCUGUGGCCUCAGUAACUACACUUCCAAUAGCGACUACAAAUCAAACCUCAAUCAACUCCUCCGCAUCCUCACCUCCACCAACUCCUCCUUCACCACCAACACAACUGGUUCGACCCCGAACACCGUCUACGGCCUCUUCCUCUGCCGAGGUGAUGUCGGUCUCUCCAAUUGCCGCGCCUGCAUCCAAAACGCCACGAAAGACAUCGGCUCCCUCUGCCCCAGCUCAAAAAAAGCCACAGUCUGGUAUGGCAACUGCGAGCUCCGAUACUCUAACCUGCGCUUCUUCUCCUCACUCAACUACAACGGCUCUUACUUUUUGGCCAACCUGAAGAACGUUACCAAUAAUGUUCGAGGUUUCAUCAGGUUGCAGAAGGAGCUUCUAGAUGAUAUUACAAGCUACACCGCCUACAACUCUCCUACUAUGUUCGCCACUGGGACGGCGAUGAACGAGACCAACAGCAACGCCAGCUUCACGCUGAGUGGACUGGCACAGUGCACGAGGGACCUGUCGGCUGAAGAUUGUGGUCAGUGUUUGAUAGUGGCACGGGCCAUGUACACUGGUUCUGAAGCAAGCACAGGGAGGAGGAUUAUUACCAAGAGCUGUAAUUUUAGGUAUGAUAUGUAUGGGUUUUAUCAAGGGAAGCCGGAUGUUCUGCUUAAUCUCACGACUCCAGUGAAAACGUGGACUCCGCCGCUUGCUCCGGACACUCAGGCUCCAGUUAGAGAAGGUAUAUAUUGUUGGGAUUCUGUCUUUAAUUCUUUGCGUAACUUCAUGAAAAUUAGAUAG
Messenger RNA from Asparagus officinalis (garden asparagus), 925 nucleotides. RefSeq names its product cysteine-rich repeat secretory protein 38-like. Bases 62 to 925 code for a protein of 287 amino acids. The record is from RefSeq and is a predicted model, not a curated record. The transcript has a single exon. Lineage: Eukaryota; Viridiplantae; Streptophyta; Magnoliopsida; Asparagales; Asparagaceae.